Molecule: messenger RNA, 456 nt
Organism: Solanum tuberosum (potato)
Lineage: Eukaryota; Viridiplantae; Streptophyta; Magnoliopsida; Solanales; Solanaceae
Exons: 1
Coding region: 1-456 (151 amino acids)
Source: RefSeq, a predicted model, not a curated record
AUGUCACCAGUUGCUGUCCCUCCACCAUCCGGUGUGGUCACAAGGUCCAAAAAUAAUAUCUUCACACCAAAGAAAAAAUUCAGCUUCUUGUCCUACCUUUCUCCCACUCCAAAUACCUUUAAGCAAGCAGUUAAGCACAUUGAAUGGAAGAAUACAAUGGAUCUGGAAUAUGAAGCCUUAAUGAAAAACCAAACUUGGGAACUAGUACUUAGGGACCCGAUAAAUAAUGUUGUUGAUUGUAAGUGGUUAUUUCACAUUAAAAGGAAAGAUGAUGGUUCUAUUGACAGCUACAAGGCGCAAUUAGUUGCAAAAGGUUUCACACAAUGUCCAGGACUGGACUUUCAUGAAACUUUCAGUCCGGUUGUCAAACCAACCACCAUCAGAAUUGUACUUUCUAUUGCAGUUCAAAAUAAUUGGAAAGUGCAGCAGCUUGACGUAAAUAAUGCAUUUUUGUAA